AUGAGUUGCAAAAUAAACUCCUUAAGCCCACCAUUUCCAUGCAAAUUGUGCACCAAGAAAUCAAAGUUUAGAAGAAGAAGCACUAUCUUCUUUUCCUUUUCAAGUGAAAAACAGGAAAAUAUCAUUUCCACAAGCAUUGAACCCUCAACAACCGAGUCUUACACUGUCAGUUUCAAGACAGAAAAGGGUUGCAGGCUUGGAAUUUCAAGGUAUCCUGACUUUGAGUAUGAUGCUGAAGGGGGAAUAGGAACUGGAGUUGGUGCGAAGGUCACAGAGAAUUCAACCGAAAAUGACCUUCCUGUUUCAUUUGAUCUUGAAACUUUGUAUAUUCCACCACUAACAAGUUCUACAACCAAGUUUCUUGGAUUGCCAUUGCCACCAUUUUUGAAGAUUGAUAUAGUUCCACAAGCAUUCCAAGGAAGUAUUAACCAAGAAUCUGGCAAGGUUGAUCUUGAGUUCAAGGCCAGAUUCAUUUUUUCUGCUGGUAGUCUCUAUAAGGCUGCCCCACUGCUGGUGAAGACAGUGUUGACAUCUGAAGAAUCAAAGGGCAUUGUGAAGAGUGGAAGAGGCAAGAGAUUGGAUAAAGAGGGAAAAUGCAGAUUGGUUGGUGUGGCAACAGUUGAUCCUAUCGAUGAUUUCCUUGUAAAUUCCUUUCUUGGUCUUCCAACUGAGUGCCUUGCUGACUUAAAGGCUGUAAUCUCCAUUUCUUCCUCAUCUUAA
Molecule: messenger RNA, 720 nt
Organism: Cajanus cajan (pigeon pea)
Lineage: Eukaryota; Viridiplantae; Streptophyta; Magnoliopsida; Fabales; Fabaceae
Source: RefSeq, a predicted model, not a curated record